Molecule: messenger RNA, 10427 nt
Organism: Belonocnema kinseyi
Lineage: Eukaryota; Metazoa; Arthropoda; Insecta; Hymenoptera; Cynipidae
Gene: stan
Product: protocadherin-like wing polarity protein stan
Exons: 12
Coding region: 265-9765 (3166 amino acids)
Biological process (GO): cell surface receptor signaling pathway; G protein-coupled receptor signaling pathway; homophilic cell-cell adhesion
Cellular component (GO): plasma membrane
Molecular function (GO): G protein-coupled receptor activity; calcium ion binding
Source: RefSeq, a predicted model, not a curated record
ACGCUGAGAUAAACUAAGUCUGCGCCGAUGCUCUCCGGUUUUUUAACCAAAAUCACUGAUAGUUUUAGUGAUACCUGUAGUUAUUUUAGUGAAAUAAGUGCCAGAUAUACGUGGAUAAAACGUACUUGAAAAUGUGACACUUCCAAGACGGCCUUGGCAAAGAGCGGAAGAAAAUGGCACCAGGAGCAUCUUCCUUAAGAACGUUUUGAGUUCGAAGAUGGGGAAGAUAAAAACAAAAUAUGAAAAGACAGAGUAAAACGUGACAUGGCAAGGACAAUAUGGAUUGUUCUCUGCCUAACGGGCUUGUGCAGUUUUGUGGAGAGUUAUCUGGCGGUACUUUCCUCGGAUCUACGACCCGGCUCUAUAGUCUUCGAGGCAGGUGUGCCACAGUUAGGUGGCAGACGAAAGUACGAAGUCUCGAGAGACCGUACUGCCUGGUUCGCUCGCAAAUUGCUCAAGGUGCAUCCACACACAGGGCGUGUAACCCUUGCAAAAAGUUUGAAUUGCGAUGGCCUUCAAUAUCCCCGGCUGUUCACCUACUACGUCGACUCCACCAGUUCGAGGCUCGGUAGGCCAAUGAUAGACUACUACAGUCUGCCACUGAGGGUCUUAAUCACAGGAUGUGGUGGCGAAAAUCAAGACCUGGAGGCCACCAACGGCUGGAUGCCAGAGACCUUGGCCUCCUACGCAAUGCCAAGCACCGAGAAGUUCACUGAAGUCUGUUUGAGGAGUUCACAGUUGGUCGCAGCCCUAAGAGAUUUCUUGCCUCACACGGCCCUUAAAGAAUGCGCGACAAAAUGGGGUGGCGUUGCAGAUCCUAGAUUCCUGAUUGAGAGUGGAGCUGGGGAUUUGGUCUCAGCCUCGGAACAAUGUUUAAAAGAUCCUCUUUGGAAGAUCUCAGUUUCGAUGACCCUGAACUGCGAGUCUCCACAUCUCUCGGAUGCAGAACAUCGACUCAAGAUCGUCUUUCACCAUCAGCAGCUCGAUGACACCGAUUUGGGGAGAAGAGUGAGGCGAGAGCUGCGGAAUCAGUCACCCUUUUUCGAACAGGCUCUCUAUGUUGCUGCUGUCGAAGAGGAGAAGGAAGCUGGUGAAUCCGUGACAGUUGUGCGAGCUAGAGAUCCUGAAGGUGGAAUGGUCCGUUAUUCGAUGACAUCACUUCUAGACGGAAGGUCACAGGCGCUUUUUCUUCUAGAUCCUGUCACCGGGCGGGUUACGACGCGUGCACGACUUGAUCGAGAGAGCUUGGAGGUUCAUUAUUUCAGGGUCUCGGCUGUUGACGACUCGUUUCCACCAAGAACAGGAACGACAAUGCUGCAAGUGAAUGUUUUGGAUACUAACGAUCACGAACCGAACUUCGAGUGGCCAGAGUACGAUGCAGCAGUCCGGGAGGGUGUUCCUGUGGGUUCCACCGUUGUUGCCGUCAAGGCUACUGAUAAAGAUGCCGGAAGAAACGCGGAAGUUGAGUAUGCCAUAGUAUCCACUACUGGAGGUGGUAUCACAUCCCUGACGGAGGAUUCUUCCACCUUCAGGAUAGACACAAGGUCUGGAGUUGUGACAACGAGAACUGCCCUUGACAGAGAGAAGACUGAAGUUUAUACCGUAAUUCUGCGCGCCUCCGACCUUGCCACACCUCCUUCAGCUAGGAAGACUGCAACAACCACUUUGGUUGUGCGCCUAUCAGACGACAAUGACAAUUAUCCGCAGUUUUCUGAACGAACUUACUCAGUCACUGUUCCAGAAGACCUUGAUUAUACGAGUGAUCCUAUUAUUGCAAGAAUCAGAGCCACUGAUGCUGAUACUGGAAACAAUGCAGCAGUUCGAUACAAUAUUAUCGGCGGAAACAUUCAAAAUACUUUUUCAAUAGACUCUCAGAGUGGUGAUGUCAGUCUGGUGAAGAACUUAGAUUAUGAGAAUGCGAAGAAUUAUCGCAUAGUGAUACGGGCUCAAGAUGGCGGUUUACCAGCAAGAUCCAACACUACUCAGCUACUGGUUCAUGUCAAGGACGUGAAUGAUAACUCGCCAAGAUUUUAUACAAGUUUGUUUCAAGAAGCUGUGUCGGAAGGAGAGCCUGUUGGGUACAAUAUCGUCCGAGUGCAGGCUUACGAUGCAGAUGAAGGUCUGAAUGCUCAAAUCAAGUAUGUGAUAGGUGCCAGAGAUUUCUCUGGGGCAUCGACUGAAAACUUUCCGAUUUCCGUCAACUCGGAAACAGGAUGGAUCUAUACCAUAAAGCAGUUGGAUCGGGAGUUGUGCUCUAAAUAUCAAUUCACAGUAAUUGCUAGUGAUUCUGGAGAACCGCCUCAGUCCGCAAGUGCUUCUGUUAUUUUAACGGUCACUGAUGUCAAUGAUAAUGAUCCACAUUUUGAUCCGAAAAAUUACGAGGUUGUUGUUUCUGAAGACGUGCCAACGGGGACCCCAGUCACUUCUGUGACUGCUACAGAUCCCGAUGAGGAUUCAAGAAUUCAUUACGAAAUUACCGUCGGAAAUACGAGAGGUCGAUUUUCCAUCACUUCCCAAAAUGGACGUGGUCUUAUCACAGUUGCACAACCGUUGGAUUAUAAGCAAGAAAAAAGAUUCGUCUUGACCGUGACAGCUACAGAUUCCGGGGGACGAAUUGACACAGCUCUCGUCUAUGUCAACAUAUCCGAUGCAAACAAUUUCGCUCCCGUUUUUGAACGUGCGCCGUAUUCAAUUUCCGUUUUUGAGGAUGCUCCCGUAGGAACCACCGUACUGAUCGUCGGCGCUACAGAUUCGGAUGUUGGACAAAACGCACAAAUCACCUACAGUUUAGGAACUGAUGGAGGAGAGCAGGAACCUUCAGAGUUUGUCAUCAACCCACAAACAGGAGCUAUUACGACCACUCGUCUCCUAGAUCGUGAAAAAGUCUCGGGUUAUUUGCUAACCGUGACUGCGAGAGAUGGCGGAAUACCACCCUUGUCAGACACUACUGAUGUGGAGAUUUCUAUAACUGAUGUCAAUGACAAUGCGCCGACCUUCGAAUUGCCUCAAUACCAAGGAUCCGUCGUGGAAGAUGUUCUGGUUGGUACCAGUGUCCUUAAAGUGACAGCUGAGGAUGCUGAUAUAGGAUUAAAUGGAAAAGUGCGAUAUAGCCUGGAAGAUAAUGUAGAUGGCGCAUUCGUGAUUGAUCCCGUCACUGGAGUGAUUCGCACAGCCAAAACCUUAGAUAGAGAGUCGGUGGAAAGGUAUAGCUUAAAAGCCAUAGCUGUCGACAGAGGCUCUCCAAGUCUCUCUUCCUCAGUGCCAGUUACAAUAAAGGUCGAGGAUAUCAAUGACUCUCCGCCAGCUUUCGAGAGUGACAAAAUACUUCUCUAUAUUGCUGAGAACUCACCGAUUGGUUCGACUGUUGGUGAAAUUUAUGCGCACGACCCCGAUGAAGGGCCAAAUGCAGUCGUGCAAUAUUCGAUUAUAGGAGGCGAAGAUGCAAAUAGUUUUUCAUUGCACACAAGACCUGGUGCUGAUCGUGCAGAGUUAAUAACCUUGGAGGAAUUGGAUUACGAAUCGGCAAAGAAGAAGUACGAAUUAGUCAUUCGAGCGGCUUCACCACCACUGAGAUCAGAUGCUUUAGUUCAAAUUCUUGUUACUGACGUAAAUGAUAAUGCUCCCGUGCUCAAGGACUUUCAGAUUAUUUUCAAUAAUUUCAAAGAUUUUUUCCCUCAAACACCAAUCGGAAAAAUCCCUGCAGUUGAUGCUGAUGUUACGGACAAACUGGUUUACAGUAUUUUGGCUGGGAAUAAUGCAAAUAUGAUAUCAUUGAAUAAGACUUCAGGAGAAAUCACCUUGUCGCCUCAAUUAAACACAAACGUGCCGAGAGUGGCUACCAUGGAAGUGUCAGUAACGGAUGGCGUCAACGAAGCAAAAUCUACUAUGACACUCUCCGUGAGACUAAUCACUGAUAAGAUGUUAUUUAACUCAAUCACUGUCAGACUCGAUGAUAUGACUGUUGAAGCUUUUCUGAGUCCACUUUUAGGAUACUUUUUGGAUGGCUUGGCUGCAAUAAUUCCUUGUCCGACAGAAAACAUAUUUAUAUUCAGCGUUCAAGAAGAUACAGACGUGCAUGGCAAGAUUCUUAAUGUCAGUUUUUCCGCCCGCAAAGUAGAGCCAGGUUCGGUCGAUGAAUUUUACAGUCCUCAAUUUUUACAAGAGAGAGUCUAUCUCAAUCGAGGGAUUCUGGCACGACUAGCCAGAGUCACAGUGAUGCCCUUCGACGACAAUUUGUGCGUUAGAGAACCAUGUUUGAAUUUUGAGGAGUGCGUGACAGUGUUGAAGUUUGGGAAUGCUUCUGGUUUCGCCAGCAGCGAUACCGUUCUUUUCAGGCCCAUCUAUCCAGUGACAACAUUUUCCUGCAAGUGUGCAAAGGGUUUUACUGGCAGUAGAGAAUCUUAUUUGUGCGAUACUGAAGUCAAUCUUUGCUACUCGAAUCCUUGCAAAAACGGGGGAACUUGUCAGAGAAGAGAAGGAGGAUAUACGUGCUCAUGUUCCUCUGAUUAUAUUGGUGAUAAUUGUGAGAUAUCUCUGAACGAUGACAUUUGCACUCCUGGUCUUUGUCAAGGUGGCUCACAGUGUCAAGUUAGGACUACCGGGGGAUUCACUUGUGAAGGCUGUCCUAUCGUGCCUCUGGAAAACGUAACACCCCUUUGUGAAUUAAAAGCUCGCAGUUUUAGUCCCGCAACAUUUUUAACUUUCGCUUCUCUAAAACAGCGACAUCGAUUUCAUUUGAAACUGAAGUUUGCAACAGAAGCUAUGAACGGUCUUCUCCUGUAUAACGGAAGGUACAACGAAAAACAUGAUUUCAUCGCAUUGGAAAUCGUCUCCUCACAAAUCCAGUUUAGCUUCUCGCUGGGUGAUGAAGUCACCAGAGCUUCUGCCAGCAUUCCUGGAGGUAUAUCGGACGGGCAGUGGCAUGAAGUAGAAAUUUCUUACAUUAACAGAACAGUAGUUGUGUCUCUAGAUAAUUGUGAUGUAGCUUUGGCUCUAAAAUAUGGCGAAAAACUGGGAGAAAGGUGGGCCUGUGCGGGCACAAGUGAACAAAUGUUGGAGAGUCGUUGUAACCUGGUUACUGAAACGUGCCAUCGUUUCUUAGAUCUUACGGGUCCGUUACAGUUGGGUGGAUUACCGACAAUACCAUCCAGUUUUCAAGUUAGGAACAAGGAUUACACAGGUUGCAUCAGUGAUUUUCAUAUCGACCAUCAGUUUAUUGAUUUAAAUUCGUUUGUGGCUGACAAUGGUACAACUGUUGGCUGUCCAGAGAAAAAGGCCUUCUGUGACUCUUCACCAUGCUUUCAUGGUGGUAAAUGUCGUGAGAUCUGGUCCGGAUAUAUAUGCGAGUGCGAGGAAGGAUUUAGCGGUCCUCAGUGCAGCGAAUCAAUUAUAAAACCAUGGAGAUUCCGAGGUGAUGGUCUACUUAGUUUUAAUCCACUCUUGAGACUCAUUCAACUACCUUGGGUGACAGCCUUCAGUCUUCGGACCAGGAAGCAAAAUACGUUUCUUAUGAGUGUCCAGAUUGGGCAAAACAGUUCAGCUGUCUUUGCAAUUAAAGAUGGGCGAUUGAUUGCAACCCUGGAUGGAGCAGAUAUUAUCAGAACGUGGACAAGUGUCGCUGACGGAGAGUGGCACAGGUUAGAAAUAGUUUGGCAAAGUGGACAAGUCUCUCUUGAUACUGAUUAUAGAAAUAGGCCAAUAAUUUCGCCCUUACUUGCCAAAUUACAUGGUUUGUACAUAGGUAAAAUACUCAUCGGUGGUGUAGACCAGACAGUAGGAGACUUACCCUUCUUCAGUGGAUGUAUACAGGAUGUUAGAAUCGGCACGAAUCAAACCAUUCUACAGGAGCCAACUGUCGAAAGGAACAUUGAGAGCGGGUGUACAUCAGAGGAUGAAUGUCGGUUUGAUUGUCCUGAUUCUGCUAUUUGCGUUAAGAAGUGGGAAUCUAGUGAGUGUGAGUGUACAAAAGGACACGUUGGUCAGAGCUGUGAGCAAGUCUGCGACGUGAAUCCGUGCAGUAUCUCUGGCAAUUGUGUCGAGGAUCUUAAUAUGAAGCGAGGCUACAAGUGUGAUUGCGACUCGCCUGAAUAUUCGGGCGAGUACUGUGAGGUCAAGGCGGAACAGCCCUGUCCUUCAAACUGGUGGGGUUCUCCAGUUUGUGGUCCAUGCCACUGCGACGAGUCUCGAGGCUACGAUCCGGCCUGUAACAAAACAACCGGCGAAUGUACUUGCAAAGAAAAUCACUAUCAGCUUCCCGGUCUACAGGAGUGCAUUCCCUGCGACUGUUAUCCAACUGGAAGCUUUGGCCCUCGUUGUGAUCCUGAGACUGGACAGUGUCCGUGUCGACCGGGUGUCAGUGGAAGAUCAUGCACGGCUUGUCCAACUGCUCUAGCUGAAGUGACGCUUCAAGGCUGCCAAGUGGUAUACACAGGAUGUCCAAGGUCUUACGCUCAAGGGCUCUGGUGGAAUAGAACAGAUUUUGGCUUGAAUGCCUUGGCUUCCUGUCCUGGCAAAGCUAUAGGAAAAGCUUCGAGAUCUUGUGACGACAAACUCACUGGUUGGCAGCCACCGGAUCUAUUUAAUUGCACCUCUGAAGUGUUCAUCAGACAGAGAGAGAAGCUUGCUGAUAUGGAGGCUGGAUUGAAAACGUUGCACACUUAUGAAGCUGUUCAAACAGCGAUGGAUCUACAUUAUGCUGUGAAUGUGACGAGAGACAUGUAUGGAGCUGAUGUACUGGUGGCUGAGUCUUUGCUUACUAUGUUGCUUCGCUAUGAAGAGAGUUUAGAGGGUUUGAAUUUAACUCACAGCCAGGACAAGGAUUAUGUUUCCCAUUUGGUUGGAAUUGCUGGAGCGGUUUUGAGAAGGAAACAUCUGGAAAAUUGGAGUAGGAUUGAAUCUCUCACGAGUGAUGGCCCUGACACGAUUUUGGAAGCGAUGGCUAAAUAUCUCAAAACUUUGACAGCUUCUCAGCAGGAUACGUUCACGAAUCCGUUUGAAGUUGUGGAUCCUAAUGUUGUUCUGGGCUUGGACGUUGUAACUUCAGAGAGUCUGUACGGCUUCGAAGCAGCGGAAUACAAUGAAGAUUUAUCAAUUUCCACAUCUAGACCAUUCGAAGCUGAUAGAAAGGUAGUUAUACCAGACACAUCAGCCUUUUUGACAUCAUCAAGUCAUCUUGGGCAAUCUGUAAGCUUCCCAAAAUACAAUAACUACAUGGCAGAUCCGAGAAAGUUUGAUCCGCACUCAAAAAUACAGAUACCAGUUAAGCUAUUGGGAAUUAAAACUGUUGAUCAAGGAGAUCUCAAUGUGAAAAAUAGUCUGAGUAGUGGAAAGGCUGUUUUGAGUUAUGUGCAGUACCGUGAAUUGGGCGCUCUACUUCCUCGCAGAUUUGAUGACUCCGUGACAGUCAGAUGGGGAGUCGAAGUGGCAGUUGGAUCACCAGUUGUAACUGUAUCGGUUUUGAUUCCAUCAGAAGAUGGUUACAAAUUUUUAAGUGGAGUUCCUCUACAGUACCCAGUGCAAGUACGUUUGUGGCUUAGCGAAGAUGAUGGUACGAAAACUCGCACAAAUCCACAAUGUGUACACUGGAGCACGGCAAGAGGGUUUGGCGAAUGGAGUCGAAUGGGUUGCACUACUGAGGUCGACGAUGAUACGAUUUUAACAUCAGGAAAGAUGAUGAACUGCUCGUGCCUGACUUUAUCAACAUUUGCGGUAUUAACCGACGUUUUAGAUCUCGAAUACGUGCCAGAGCCGUCCUUGCUGGAGGAUGUCACGAGUUACAGUGCAUUCAUGCUCGCACUGCCAUUAUUACUAUCAGCUUUACUUAUUUUGGCUCUUAUUCGCGGCACUGCGACCAAUUCCAAUAGCAUCCACAAGAAUUUAGUUUUCUGUGUCUUUGUGGGUGAAUUGCUCUAUUUGGUCGCUUUAAAAGCGAGAAAUCCACUGAUUGCCAAUGAAUUUACUUGCAAAUUGACUGCCAUUGGCUUACAUUACGCUUGGCUGAGUGCUUUCGCUUGGACUCUGGUGGAUUCUGUUCAUUUGUAUAGAAUGUUAACAGAAAUGAGAGACGUUAAUCACGGACAAAUGCGAUUUUAUUAUACUAUGGGUUAUGGAUUUCCAGCUAUUAUAGUCGGAUUGACCAUUGGCGUGAGAGCGGACCAAUAUGGAAACUUUUACUUCUGUUGGCUCUCGAUUUACGAAACCGUGAUUUGGGCACUGAUAGGCCCGAUUUGCAUCACAAUUUUCAUGAAUUUUUGCAUACUGAUGAUGUCCGUCCGUGCAGCUUUUACUCUAAAGGAACAUAUAUUGGGCUUCGGAAAUUUAAGGACACUUUUAUGGUUAUCAGUCGCCUCCUUGCCAUUACUAGGAGCAACUUGGACUCUAGCCGUUCUCAGUGCCUCGGAAAAUUCGCCGACUUUGUCAUAUUUACUUAGUAUUGCUAUCGUCAUUCACGCUGCCUUUAGUCUGAUUGGCUACUGUUUCGUCAAUAGUAGAGUAAGAAGAAAUUUAUUCUUGAGCGUUCUGAGGUGCCUAGGAAAGAAAACUCCAUUGUUAGAAGGCAGCCUGGGAAAUGCAAGUAGCAAUCAAAAUAUAAACGGACAUUCGCGUUCUGCGCUGGCGUAUUCUUCGGCCUACAGCGGAACGGAAUCCGUGUGCAGAAGAGUGCACGUCGGAGUUUCAACGAGCAGUACAACUUCAAGAAGUACAAAUAAAACUGGUUCCAGUCCUUAUCGUAGUGAUGCUCAUCUUCGUCAUACGUCAACAUCUACAAGCAACUAUAAUAGUGAUCGUGACCCGUACACAUCGUCAAGAAGUCACCGUACCGCUUUGCAUUCUGGAAAAGAAGCUGGCGAGCAACGUUCUGCUCGUAGGGACUCAGAAUCAGAUUCUGAUGGGUCUCAAGCUGAUGCAGGAGGUAGAAGUUUGGAUCUGGCCAGUUCGCACAGCUCCGAUGACGAAGAUGUUACUUCAAAGUCGCACAAAAAUAUGGGGGUAUCAACGCAGCAACCUGUCUCGCACAACUACCUUCCCAAUAUUCACAGUGCUGCCACUGAACACUUGAACAUUCUUUGCUCAAAUACGGAACUUUUCCCGAAUAUUAAACCAAUUUACGCACCAAGGUGGAGUUCGCAGCUUCCCGAGGCAUAUUUACCGACAAAUGUAGAUAUUCGUGGAAGUCAGUGGUCUGGUGGCACAAUAUCCGACAACGAAAUAGCAUCUAACAAAACUUCAAGUCCAAAUCCGUUGCCUUAUCCUGAUAUGAAUUCGCCUCUGAAGAAUCAGAUAGACGAGAAUUGUUCCGAGGGCGAAGAGAAGGUCCAUCAUCUCGGAGAAAAAUAUCUCUUUCCCUACACUGCCGAGGAAGACCACACGGCCUCUCCAACGCCCUACAUGCUGUCAAUGUCUUCGCGAAUUUUGAAUUCGAGUUUGAGUCACCAUUCGCAGGCCUCGAAUCAUGACAAUUUGAGCGGGUCCGAGAGGUACGGCAGUUUGAAGAGAGGACAGAGUCUGCAUGGUUCUCAGCAUGACAAUCUCAAUGGUUCAGACAGAUACGGAAGUUUGAAACGAGGCAAAAUCACUCCAUCAGUGCUGGAUGGCACUACAGAUUACAUAUUGCCUAUGAGCGACCGGAUAUUGUCGAGCUCUCUGGCACAUGAUUUGCAAUACAGCAACGAAUUGGCAGCUCUGAGGGAACAGCAUCCGCAACCCGAAUAUGAACAGACCAUCGCUGAGGCAGAGAAGGAUAUUAAUGCCGAGACGUCUGUCUGACAAUCUUCACCUACAAAGAAGUAUCGUACAAAGAAAUAUUUUAGACUAUCCAUUUACAAAAGCGACAUAAAAGUAACAUAUAUUUUAAGCAGUGGCCAUGACUGUGCUUAAACGCGUAGCCAUAUUGAUUAGCAAGUAUGUGUGAGUGCCUAUCUGUAAACCUAUGCAAUGCUUAUUUACGUACUUUGACUUUGGUUGUUGUUAACAACCUUAAUUUUUUUAAACUUCGUUAGUAUCCGGGUUCGUCGGCAAUUGUCAAACACACACACACACACACUAUAUGUAGGGUAUGUUUGUAUGAAUGUAAUGAUAAGACUGGGAUAACUUUCUGUCCACGACUCGUCCUGACACCCGCUUCAGGAUGAACCCUUGUAAAUUAAUAUUCACCGACAAAAGUUUGCUGGAUAUGUUGACGAGUAGAAUUUACUCAAACGGGCAGUCCACGACUCGGCCUGACAUCUGCAUGCUGGCCGUACUUAAAUUUCGUAACGGAUUAUAGGCUCUCUCUAGGACCCUUCCUCCCCCCUGUUACAAACCGUAACAAAAUAUCCCCACUCCAUCCUCUUAAUGUACGUAAUGUUUAGUUUCCAGAAAUAUUUUGCUAUUUAUUGCUAGUAGAGUUAGGCAGGGCGGUCGAAAACUUUAUUUUCAAAAUUCUCAAA